Hyaloscypha bicolor E is the source of this 883-nucleotide messenger RNA. RefSeq lists its product as uncharacterized. Bases 150 to 683 code for a protein of 177 amino acids. The record is from RefSeq and is a predicted model, not a curated record. NCBI's taxonomy places the organism in Eukaryota, Fungi, Ascomycota, Leotiomycetes, Helotiales, Hyaloscyphaceae. The transcript has a single exon.
GAGUCGGGCAGGAUGUUUUCCUAGCACAGCCUCAGCUAGCUGGGUAGUUCCCGUUCACUGGAACAAAGGAAAAAGGAGGAAAUACCAUCACGGCCGGCAGGCUGAGAAGUAGCCGCCUCUUGUCUCGUCACAAAACGAACCUUAAUUCCAUGACCAGUCCUCAGAAGGCUCUGUCAAAGGUCAGAAACUCUCACAGACCGCACAGAAGAUAUAAGAUAAGCGCUGCACUUAGGGGUAUUGCUCCGGACUCCGCAAUAUCAUUUUCAAUAAUAAUCCUCUUGUCUUACCUGCAUCCCCCAAUUGUUUCAACUCGUCUUCAUAUCUUGUGCCACCAACACAGCCUCCUGAGAUCUUCUCCAGAUACGGGCUUGAUCAACCCUAUCCCCCACAUCCCGCUCACACGAACAACAAAAAUCUCCGAGCCUACCAUCUUCAUUUACCACUUGAAUACGCCAAACACAUUUCUACAUCGGGCUCCCCUGCAGCAUCACUUGCCACAAACAAUCUCGGGUAUCGCCAGCGCAUCCAGCGCCCUGUCACACCGCUUCUACCCUACCGUUCCUGAGCUCCCGUAUUCCUGUACCAGACCUCUCCUUGAGCCAACCACGGAACCCGAACCCGCGUCCACACUUCAGCAUACGAACUCAACAACAUGCAAUCGUAGUUUGCAAUCUAUGUUCUGAUCGCCACGCAUGCAGCAAGCACACACUCCGACCGCACCGUGCUACCACUCUCUCCGCCCAAUCCAAUCCUCCUUACUAUCUGAUCCGCUGCCUCAUCACGGAUUCACGGCUCCUCCCCCUUCCGAUCCACCUCACCUCCCUCCAUGGGAAAGCAAAAACCCCCAUUGCCCAUUCCACAGUGGCGACUCUUUGCCUCCGGG